Messenger RNA from Engraulis encrasicolus (European anchovy), 2870 nucleotides. RefSeq names its product wingless-type MMTV integration site family, member 1 (gene wnt1). Gene Ontology annotation, biological process: canonical Wnt signaling pathway; cell fate commitment; neuron differentiation. Lineage: Eukaryota; Metazoa; Chordata; Actinopteri; Clupeiformes; Engraulidae. Gene Ontology annotation, molecular function: frizzled binding; cytokine activity. The transcript is spliced from 5 exons. The record is from RefSeq and is a predicted model, not a curated record. The coding region runs from base 48 to 1178 and encodes 376 amino acids. Gene Ontology annotation, cellular component: extracellular region.
GGCUGCAUAUGCGGACAAAUUCAUUCGAUUGAUUUUUUUUUGGUGGAAUGUGGAGUGAUAUCAUGCGGAUACUUGCGCUGCUUCUCGGGGUUAAAGCCGCCUGCGUCCUGCUGGUGUCCUCGCUCUCUGGCACGGGAGCGGUUAACAAUAGCGGCCGGUGGUGGGGCAUAGUGAACGUGGCCUCCUCGGCCAACCUGCUGACCCAGUCCAAGAGCGUGCAGCUGGUGCUGGACCCCAGCCUGGCCCUGCUGAGCCGCCGGCAGCGCCGCCUGAUCCGCCAGAACCCCGGAAUCCUGCACGCCAUCGUGGCCGGCCUGCACACCGCCAUCAAGGAGUGCAAGUGGCAGUUCCGCAACCGCCGCUGGAACUGCCCCACCACGCACAGCCCCACCGUCUUCGGCAAGCUCGUUAACCGAGGUUGCCGAGAGACGGCGUUUGUCUUCGCCGUCACCAGCGCUGGCGUGACGCACGCGGUGGCCCGCUCGUGCUCCGAGGGCGCCAUCGAGUCGUGCACCUGCGACUACCGGCGCCGGGGCCCCGGUGGGCCCGACUGGCACUGGGGCGGCUGCAGCGACAACGUGGACUUCGGACGGGUGUUCGGGCGCGAGUUCGUGGACGCCAGCGAGCGAGGGCGCGACCUGCGCUACCUGACCAACCUGCACAAUAACGAGGCCGGGAGACUGACGGUGGCGACAGAGAUGCGUCAGGAGUGCAAGUGCCACGGCAUGUCAGGCUCCUGCACCAUCCGCACGUGCUGGAUGCGGCUGCCCAGCUUCCGCACAGUGGGCGACUACCUCAAGGACCGCUUCGACGGCGCCUCGCGCGUGCUCUACGCCAACCGCGGCAGCAACCGGGCGUCGCACCGCGCCACCGAGCCGCGCCACCUGCAGCCCGAGAACCCCACGCACAAGCCGCCCUCGUCGCGCGACCUCGUCUACUUCGAGAAGUCGCCCAACUUCUGCUCGCUCAACGGCAAGCACGGCACGCACGGCACGUCCGGGCGCACGUGCAACAGCUCGUCGCCGGGCCUGGACGGCUGCGAGCUGCUGUGCUGCGGACGCGGCUACAAGACGCACGCCGAGAAGGUGACGGAGAGGUGCCACUGUACUUUCCACUGGUGCUGCCACGUCAGCUGCCUCAACUGCACCAGCACGCAGACGCUGCACCAAUGCCUCUGACCAACCAGAACCAGCAGCGCUGUACAGCUGUUCACAGCACAGCAGUGAGUGCACACACAGCACUCCAACAAGUGCAUCGGACAUCAACAGUGCAGACGUCGUUGCACCAGUGCCUCUGACCAACCACCAGCACUUCACAGCUGUGUUGUGCUUCUCUCCAACAUCACACAGACGCUGCACCAGUGCCUCUGACAUAGCCUGAUUAUCAUCGACUUUCAAAUCUCUUCGAGACCUGGUCUGACCAAGAGUAUAACAAUUAACAUUUCCCAAACAGCAUGGUUGACCUGCCUACCUAUGGUUUGCUACUGGUUGACUGGUUUCUGACAAAGUGGGUGGAGUUCCGAUUUUUCGGGAGAUCAGAAACGAUGCUUUCAUUUCUCUUGGCCUGACUAAAAGCAACAUUGAAAGUGUUGCGUCACUAGGAGGGCGUGGCCUGGCUUCCUCUGACCAGCCACCAGAACUGCGGAGCACUAUCGGUUCCGAAUAAGUUGGUUACCCCCCCACACCCUAGUGCAGACAUGCUACAGCAAUGAGUGGUCAAUUUCAUAUAACCAGAGCAUGGAUACACUGCAAAAAAUGUUGGGCCCCAUGAAAGAUUCAAAUUGUGGGCCCCCAAAAUGACAAAUUACCGGUAUAUGUCAUCAGGAUCCUUCCAGGGGCCCUGUCAGUGCUGUCGGGCCCUUAGAAUCUGCAACACCCGCAUUGUAAGACUCUUCAUCAGAGCCUUGUAAGUCAGGACAGACCUUGAAAUAGUGCCUCUAACAGCAGCAAUGCAGGAAGCACACCAGCACAGACAGUCCAUCACUGCCUCUGACCAUCAACAAUGCAGACACUGCCGCAUCAGUGUCUCUGAUCCCAGUGACCGCAACAGGGACAGAUGAGGACACACUAGUGAACAUAGACACUGUGCACCAGUGGCUGAACUGCACAGCACAGCACAGCAGUGCACACACAGCACUCCAACAAGUGCAGCGGACACCACGAAGAAUGCAGACAGACACCGCACAAGUGCCUCUGUCCCUGGCAAGACAGACAUUGCACCAGCUCCCAGAGCAUACGCUAGUCUCUCACAACAAGCAACAGCAGGAUUGCCGUCGGGGUAAGGGGCUGGCUGAGAAAGGCAGAGGAGCAAACAAAACAAUACAAACGAUAGCAGACGUGCUGUGCUGUGCUGUGCUGUGAACUCCUGGAAGAAGCAGUAUCUGGGCGUGCAUAUUUAAGGUCAAAACGAGUAAAUGAAGUCAAUGGUUUUGACGCAGGACAGCUUACGUUGGACCGAUGUCAAGGUAGCACCAGCGAACAACAGCUUUUCACAAGGGUUUGUGGGUAAUCAGAAGUGAAGGCGUUCAUAUGAGCUGAGCACGCAGAAAAACAGGAGGAGGCCUUAUUUUUUAGGAAUUUACACAUUUUUGGGGUUUUUGAGAAGAGCUGUUUACCCCGUCUUACCGGGUUACUCUGAGUUUAUGUCCCCAUUAGCGUUAGGGCGCUCAAUGUGGUUAUAAUCAGGAGAGAUGGACAAUUUUUUCUCAGACGACGUAAACUCUCCUUCCUGGCUUUCAACACAUUUCAAAUCAUGAAGUGCAAAAGUGCUUUUCCAAGAGAGACUUUUUAGUGAUAUGAAUGUUUCCUUCCUAGAGCAAUGAUCUGCUUUGUGAGUCUCAUGGAAAUGGGUAAGCCUAUAGUAUUUCUUUA